Chara braunii is the source of this 2309-nucleotide messenger RNA. The record is from the annotation of a GenBank genome assembly. Lineage: Eukaryota; Viridiplantae; Streptophyta; Charophyceae; Charales; Characeae.
UCCUGCCCAAGCCGAAGAAGAAGAAGAACCCUCUGGAGUUUGAGCGGGUGUUUCUCGACGCCCUUCCCUGCGCAGAGAUGUACGAGAAGAGUUACAUGCAUCGCGAUGUCGUGAGCCACGUGGCAGCUUCUGGGAUGGACUUCUUCAUCACGGGGAGCAGGGACGGGCACCUCAAGUUUUGGAAGAAGAAGGCGGUCGGGAUCGAGUUCGUCAAACACUUCCGGUCGCAUCUCGGGUCCAUUGAUGGGCUGGCCGUGAGCGCCGACGGCUUGCUCUGCGCUACCAUCUCCCACGACAAGGCUGUCAAGAUCUACGACGUGAUUAAUUACGACAUGAUGGCGAUGAUCAGGCUGCAGUUCAUUCCGGGGGCGGUGGAGUGGAUUUUCAGGCAGGGGGAGGCGCUGGCGAAACUGGCGGUAUCCGACAAGGAAUCCGCCCAGAUUCAUAUCUACGACGCAAGAUCGGGAAGCAAUCAACCGCUGAGAACGGUCGCGAUCCACAGGGGCCCCCUGCUGCUGAUGAGGUACAAUCCGAUCAACGAUGUGGUGAUCUCCGUCGACGGAAAGGGCACGUUGGAGUACUGGUCCGGUGCUACGUGUCAGUUCCCCACGACGGCGAGCGUGAAGUUCAGGUUCAAGACGGACACGGAUCUGUACACGCUAUCGAAGGUCGGGACCUCGGUCAGCUCGCUGGAGGUGAGUCCCGACGGCAGGCAGUUCGUGAUCAUGUCCCCGGACAGGAGAGUGCGAGUGUUCUGGUUCGCUACGGGGAAACUUCGUCGAACGUACGACGAAUCUUUGGAGGCGGCGCAGGAUCUGCAGCGCAGCGAGGCGGAGAUGUUCAAGCUGGAUGCCAUCGACUUCGGCCGUCGGAUGGCCGUCGAGAGAGAGAUCGAGAAGGCGGCGGAGGAGGGCGCCCCCGCGCCCACCGCGGUCUUCGACGAGAGCAGCAACUUCAUCCUCUAUCCCACCCUCCUAGGCAUCAAGGUGGUCAAUCUGCACACCAAUCGCUGCGUGAGAGUGAUCGGCAAGCAGGAGAACACGGAGAGGUUCCUGCGCAUCGCGCUCUACCAGGGCUCGAAGAAGAAGCUGAAGCGUGUGACGACGGGCGCCGCCAACGUGGCAGAUAACAAGGAGCCCGUGGUGGAUCCAACCCUAAUUUGCUGCGCGUUCAAGAAGCACAGGCUGUACCUGUUCAGCCGGAGAGAGCCAGAGGAGGCAGAGGACGCAUCGAAGGGUAGGGACGUGUUCAACGAGAAGCCGCCGCCGGAGGAGCUCCUUGCACUGUCCGACAUAGCCAAGACGGCAACCACCUCCCUCCCAGAGAAUGCCGUCCUCCACACCACUCUCGGAGAUAUCGUCAUCAAGCUCUACCCGGAGGAGUGCCCUAGAACGGUUGAAAACUUCACCGUUCACAGCCGCAAUGGGUAUUACGACGGCUUGAUCUUUCAUAGGGUAAUUAAAGGGUUUAUGAUCCAGACCGGAGACCCCCUCGGGGAUGGCACCGGGGGGCAAUCAGUUUGGGGGGGGGAGUUUGAAGACGAGUUCCACAAGAGCCUCCGUCAUGAUCGACCUUUCACAGUCUCCAUGGCUAAUGCUGGACCGAACACGAACGGCUCCCAGUUCUUUAUCACGACCGUAGCCACGCCCUGGCUGGACAACAAGCAUACGGUGUUUGGAAGAGUGACCAAAGGCAUGGAUGUCGUGCAGGGCAUAGAGAAGGUCAAGACAGAUCGGACAGACAAACCUUAUCAGGAUGUCAAAAUAUUGAAUGUAACUGUCACGCAAUGAACAUGAUCGAAAGAAGAAGAAGAAGAAGAAGAAGAAGAAGAAAAAGAAGAAGAAGAAGAAGAAGAACGGAGAUGGAGAAGAAGAAGAAGAAUGCAAGAAGAAGAAGAAGAAUGCAAGAAGGAGAAGAUCUCUCUCUCUCUCUCUCACAUACACACACACACACAUACCAACACACACAUACCAACACACACCAACACACACACCAACACACACACCAACACACACACUACAACACACACACACACACACACACACACACACACACACACACACACACACACACACCAACACACACACACACACACACCCCAACACACACACACACAAUGCAACAAGAAGAAGAAGAAGAAGAAGAAGAAGAAGAAGAAGAAGAAGAAGAAAGAAAAAUGGAAUUGGAUUGGGUCGUUGAAGAGUUGAGAAAAAAAAGAAAAGAAAAAAGAAGGGAAAGGAAAUUGGAAGGAACAUAAAGAAAAAGAAAUUGGGUCGUUUGAAAGAGGACACAAACGUUGCCUUCAAAGU